This is a messenger RNA of Frankliniella occidentalis (western flower thrips), 4493 nucleotides long. Its product is annotated as SH3 and multiple ankyrin repeat domains protein 1. The transcript is spliced from 17 exons. The coding region runs from base 485 to 3832 and encodes 1115 amino acids. The record is from RefSeq and is a predicted model, not a curated record. Gene Ontology annotation, cellular component: cilium; stereocilium tip; stereocilia ankle link complex. Lineage: Eukaryota; Metazoa; Arthropoda; Insecta; Thysanoptera; Thripidae. Gene Ontology annotation, molecular function: protein binding. Gene Ontology annotation, biological process: rhabdomere development.
CGCCUGGCCGUGCAUCCGCGAGGGACCCGUGCGCCGCGCCGCCCCGCUCCGCGACGUCCCUUGAGCGCCGAUUGCGCCGCGCUUGUUGCUCUCCAUAAGCCCUCCGUGCCGCCGGACGGGUCAGCCGGACCGCAGUGUCACUCACCCCCCCCCACCCCCCGCGCGUGUGUGUGUGUCUGUGGUGUGUUUGUUGACCUCUCGUCGCAUCUGAUUGAAGAGAAUAAUUGAUCCGCUCAGACUGCGUCGGUGGUGUCUCAAAUGAGUGUCUGAGAUUCGGCAACAGUUUGUGUGUCGUGCGAGUGCUGGCACGCGCGGCAGUGCUGUCGGGGUCGAGACCCUCCCCCCUUGCAAGAAGUGCUUUCGUGUUCACGACCUCUUGGACGGCGCGGCUGUGAACAGAACAGGUGCCUCCGGCUAUGGAUACCUCCCGCCGUCACUAAGCAGCUGAACCCUGCAGCCUCCCUUCCUGACAGUAUGCCCUAAGAUGGCUUGCACGCAGCGGGCCGUGGGCCGGGCCUUCCAGCCGCCCCCGGGACAGCACCUCCGCCAGGCGUCCCGCCAGCCCUCCAUGGCGCCCAGCGGCUCGUGCGGCCAGGUCCUGCAGGCGCGGGUGCAGGACGUGCAGGCCCAGGACGCGCAGGCGGGACCUGUCCGCGUGCGCACCGUGCGCCUGUCCCGCCGGCCCGGGGGCGGCCCCGGGGGCGGGGGCGGCGGGGGCGGCGUCGGCCUGGGCUUCUCCGUCCGCGGAGGCCGGGAGCACGGCACGGGCUUUUUCGUCUCCGCCGUCGAGUUCGGCUCGGAAGCACACCUGCAUGGUCUCAAGGUUGGAGAUCAACUCUUAAGGAUAAACGGGUUCUCACUGAACCAGGCGACGCACAAGGAGGUCCUCGCACUCGUAUCGAAUCAGACCAACAUCACGCUGAAAGUCAAAACCGUCGGAGUUCUGCCGGUCAAAGACAAAAGCAACGACCCCCUCACCUGGAGGAUCGUCCCUGACCGGCCGGAACCGCCGGCGCCGCCGCAGCAGCAGUCACCGGCUCAGCAGCUGCAGCAGCUGCAGCACCCGCAGCAGGCUCAUCAGCUGCAGCAGGCGGAGACGACGGAGCUGCAGCUGCAGCGGCUGCAGCAGCACCUGCAGCAGCACAAGCAGCACCAGCAGCAGUCACCUGCGCACAAUGCGGGCGACAUCGUGCGCAUGGUCAUCGAAGUGCCCCCGAAAGCCAAGCUCGGCUGUGGGAUCUGCCGCGGGCCCGACUGGCGGCCGGGCAUCUUUGUCCAGUUCACCAAGGAGGGCGGGCCGGCGAGGGACGCCGGGCUGCGGCCGGGGGACCAGCUGCUGCAGUGCAACGGCACGCCCUUCACCGACAUCCCUUUCUCGGAGGCGGUGUCGGCGAUGAAGCUGUCUCCCACCCUCGACCUGCUGGUGCGCCGCGGCGCCGGCUGCGACCUCUUCCCCGGCGAGUCGUCCGGCUACAACUCGUCGGCGAGCUCCGUGGCGGGCGGGGACUCGCCCUCGUGGGACGACCAGCCGGCCGCCCCGGACACCGUCGGCGGCCCACAGCUCCACCUCCAGCGAGGCCACCAGCUGCACCACCCGCCUCACCAACAACUGCACAACGGAGGCGCGCCCGGCGGGCCGAGGCUCCGGGACCAGGACCAACCCCUGGGGAGGCCGUCGGGACCCUCGGGGUGGACGGCGAAGGGCAACCUCUGCACCGUCAUCAGGCUGGAGAGCCCGGACAACGGCUGGGUGUCCGGCACCCAGGACGACGUGGACGCGACUACCGUCAGGCCGGGGGACCGCACGACGACGGUGGUGGUGCAGGUGCACCGCAGCGAGGCCGACGACGACGAGGACGACGACAAGCAGGCGGCGCCCGCCGCGGUAGCCGCCGGCCCGCCCCCGCCCGGGCCGCCGCCCCCGGGCCCGCCCGGCCCCCCGAGCCCCGCGCCCUCCUCGGCGGCGUCCAUCUCCUGCUCCUCGGGCUCGCUGUCCUCCAACUCUCUCUCCUCCGCCAUCAGUCAGGAGCUGCAGCGGCGGAGCGAGCAGAGGCAGGCUCAGGAGCGCGUCGUGGCUGAGGACGGCCCGCCGCCGGGUGCCCCGGGCCCGCCGCCGCCCCCGGGCCCGCCCCCGGCGCCACCGCCGCCCAAGCCCUGCCCGCUGGCCAGCGUGUUCCCGGCGGACGUCCACAAGCGGGAGCAGCACGAGCGGCUCAUGGACGAGUUCCGGCGAGCGCACCGGAAGAUGUUCGCUCACGCCAUCGCCGAGGCCAACGCCAAGGGGCCCGCCGCCCCGGGUGCAGCCCCCGGCGCCGCCACCAAGGCCCUGGAACAGGAGCGCGAGCGGUUCAUGCAGCGGCGCCAGCAGCUGGAGCAGCAGCACGCGGCGCAGGUGUCCGUGGGGCUGGCGCUGUCCGCGGCCCGGGAGCGCGGGCUGCGCGUGGAGCGCGACCGGCAGGACUCGCAGGAGGCGGAGCGCGAGGUGACGCGCCUCGUCCGGCGCAACGGGCCCCGCCACCCGCCGCCACCGCUGCCCGCCGCCUCGCCGCAGCCCGACGAGGAUGCAGCGGUGACAGCGCGCGCAGUUUCACCCGCGGCCAUGUCGACGUCCCCGUCGACCGUGGUGGUGACGUCGUCGCUCGUGCCCCCGCCGCCGGCGUUCACAAGCGUCACCCUGACUCCCCCCGCCCCCGCCACCACCCCUAAGGUCGUCGCGAAACCGCCGCUCCCGGUGGCCACGGCCACGACGACGCCCGUCGUCAACGGCGUCGCAAAGGUAAACGGCGCCAGCACAGCGUCGUCGACGAACAUCACCGCAAACGGCGUCACCCGGGUGAAUGGUGUUGGCGGGGCCUCAUCGGCGGGCAUCGGCACGAACGGCGUCGCUAAGGUAAACGGCGUCGCUAAGGUGAACGGCGUCGCCAAGGUGAACGGCACCAACGCGUCGUCGGCGACCUCGGCUAACACCACCCCUACCGCCGCCACGAACGGCAUCACCAGCAUCCAGCAAGUGAGACUACGGCCGAUUCAGCCCCAGCAGCUGCAGGCUCAGCAGCAACGGUUAACCCACAGGACUCCGAGCCCCGCGCCGUACUGCCCGACCCCGGACUACGACUCCGACUCGUCUGGCAGCACGCUGCACACGGCGUCCACGGGGUGGACGGCCAAGGCGGUGGCGCCGCAGCCCGGCGCUGCAGUGGCGGUCGCCCCGGAGGUGGAGAUGCAGAGCCUGGACAGCCUGGAGCUGCUGGAGCCGCGCACCAGGCAGCCCCGCCCGCCGCAGACCUACUUCCAGCAGAACAGGGGCGCCCCUGCGGCCAGGCCGUCAGUGAGCGUGACCAUCCGAGAGUACGGCGGCGGCAACAACAGGCAGCCCUCCAAGCUGACCUUCCUCAACGGCGCCGCCCCCAACGGCAACGGCGUCAACGGCAACGGCGCCGUGGCGCAGGAGGGGCUGCAGAGCGAGCUGGCCGCCACGCUGUCCAGGUCCAACCUGCGCUGUCGGACCGACGUGAUCGAGGCGGCCGGUGACGAGGAGUCGAGUGAGGCGCCGAAAGCUCUGGAUGAUGUGAGUCGUGGAAACGUCACAGUCACCUCUGUGAAUGGCAGUGCAGGCUAUUUGCCUAAAAGCAAUGUGCCCAAUGGGAUACUGAAAAAAGCCCCCGGAACGCACAUGGUGCCCAACGGCCUGCCCGUAGGCCAUGGCAUCACUCCCGCACUACUGGCGGGGGCUGGCGCAGCCCUCAAGACUAAGUCAUCUGGGAUCUCUACCAAAUCUAUCACCUUUGGAGCCAAAGCUACUAUUAUUAAUGAAAAACAAGUCCCAACCUGAGAUUGGGUGUGUCAUAGCUAGUACUGAGUAGGGAAUGUGUGCUCAAUUCUUCUGUUCUUUAAAAAAAAAAAUCAAUGUUCCUUUUUCAUGUUUUAGUGAGGUACUUUGUAUGAUUGCCAUUGCCAUACCUCUAAAAUAUAGUUACUUUGUUUCGAUCUCACAAAUCAUUGUGAGAGAUAAAAUGUAAGUCAUUGUUGUUAACAAAAAUUUAUAAAAUGUUUCCUUUUACAAUUCUGUACGAAGAGUGUCGUUGAAGGAUGUGUAUUUAGUACAUUGAAGGCAACCACUAUGUUAUUGCUCAGAAAUAAACAACAUCGUGGAGUUUGUUUUGUUAAACCUGCAUUCUUGAUAUGUUUCUUGCCCUGAAUGAGCCCUGCAUGUAAUUUUAGAAAUGUUUAUGCUGUUGAUUUACACAUCUAAUUGUAACUUAUUGCCAAAGUCCAAGAAUAGCUUAUGUGCUGAAUAGAUUUUAUAAGCUUAAAUAGACAUGUGUCAUCUUCAAUUUUAUCAUGUUAUGUUCUUACUUUUAUCAGUUAAAUAAAUGUGUAUGUGAUUAUUUUGUUUAUGAACCUAUAGUUCUUCCUGCUCCAGUGCAGGAGGUUAAAUAUUUGUACAUAAUACUACUCUAAUGUUAAAUUGAAUAAAAAUUUGACUGCUUAGA